Messenger RNA from Triticum aestivum (bread wheat), 1574 nucleotides. Its product is annotated as aspartic proteinase CDR1. The transcript is spliced from 2 exons. The record is from RefSeq and is a predicted model, not a curated record. Gene Ontology annotation, biological process: proteolysis. NCBI's taxonomy places the organism in Eukaryota, Viridiplantae, Streptophyta, Magnoliopsida, Poales, Poaceae. The coding region runs from base 27 to 1511 and encodes 494 amino acids. Gene Ontology annotation, molecular function: aspartic-type endopeptidase activity.
ACAAAGGGCACAAUAGGAACACGCACAUGUUGUUCCCUAACUACUCAUAUCCAGGACGGCUUAGAAAUAAUUUUAUCCAGUCCCAUUCUCAUGAACACAUUCAUUACUUGCUGAUGCUCUGCUGCAGAGGUAUACAUCUUGCCCAGGCGUUGGCUCGGGCGAUGAAAAUUAUCCGCGUGCUUACCGCUGUUGCUGCUCUCCUGUCUACUAGUGCCUCCUACGCACUCCAGGAUUGUCCAAGCAUCUGGAAUGAUGCCAAGCUCCGGACCAACACCACCGGCGCGAUCCGGCUGACGAUGCUGCACACACAGCAUCGGUGCUCGCCCGUGCGGCGGCAGAGGGGCCUCCCUCCGUCCUGGCAUCAGCAUCACUCCACGGCGCUACACCGCGAGCGCCGCCUUCUCUUCCGUCGCCGGCCGCCCCCGCCAAACAUCUCCACGCCAGUGACGAGCACGAGCGCCGCCGGGGUGGAUCACGGGUUCAUGGCGCAAGUCGCCAUCGGGACACCGCCCACGACGCAGACCGUCCUGAUCGACACCGCCGCGUCCUUCUCGUGGGUGCAGUGCGCCCCCUGCGCCCGUAACGGCUGCUACAACCAGGACGGCCCGCUGUUCGACACCCGGACCUCCUCCACGUACGCCGCGGUGCCAUGCUCGACGCAGCCGUGCGUGUCCGUCGACGCAACCAUGGCGCGUACCAACUGCAGCAGCAGCGGGGACAAGACAUGCCUUUACAGGGUAGAGUACACGGACCGGUCGGUGUCCCAAGGGCGCGUGAGCAGGGACACGCUCACCCUCGGCCAAGAGAAGAUCCCGGGGUUCAUGUUUGGCUGCAGCCGGCACCACGAACCCACGUUCGAGAGAUACGCAGGCAUAUUCGGCUUUGCAAAUGACCGCGUGUCUUUCUUCUCCCAGGUCGUGGACAAGUCUCGGCAGUACCGGGCAUUCUCCUACUACCUCCCUUCACCGAGCUCCGUAGGGUACAUACAGGUGGGGUCCUACGACGAGGGCGGGUUGGCCUUCACUCCCAUGUUCAGUAGGAACCUGUACUACUUCCUGGCACUGACAGGGAUGACGGUCGACGGCUCCCCGAUAGACUUGGCAAGCACCAACUUGUCAGCUGGCCAGCCGAGACCGUCAGAGUUCGUCAUGUACCUAGACCUGGGCUCAGCAUUUUCCCUGCUACCAAGCCAUGUGUAUAAGAGGAUUUGCGACGCGGUGGCUCAGGGCAUCAAAGGGUACGACCGCAUCCACAGAGGGGGGCAGAGCUGUUGCUUCGACCCGUCGUUUCUGUCGACGGAGAGAGCGGUGCCCACGGUGCAGAUACAUUUCAGGAAUGGUGUGCGACUCGUGCUGAAUGAAGCCAGGCUCAUGUACGAAACACCCGAUGAGAGGCUCUGCCUUGGUUUCGUGCCCAGCACUAGCCGCUUCUUGCUCGGCAGCAUGCAGUUGCAGAUGGCCUAUGUGGUUCAAGACGUUGAGAAAUCAAUCAUGGGAUUCCCGAGGACCUAAUAUAUAAAUUUUAAAGAAUCCCGAAAAGUUAUCUAUAUGAUCAUAUGGAUAUAUGUUACACAU